GUGGAUGAUUACACAUUUUCAUUUGGCAACAGAGGCAGGAGACGGAUCGCCAAAUCUGUCUUUGAUGGAUUUAGAGACUUCCAAGCUGAGGCUCGACAACAAGAAGAGUCUCUAGGUUUUGUCACUCCCAGUUCCAGUGGUAGCAGCUCAGAUCCUGUAUUUUUAAAUAGCUCAAAGAAGAAAACUUUGGAAGAUUUAUUCAGGCCACCAAUUGAUCUCAUGUUCAAAGGAUCAUUCCAUUCAGCUUGAGAACAAGGCAGCAGUUCCAAUAAAUGGCUGAUGGUGAACAUCCAAAAUGUCCAGGAAUUUUCAUGCCAGGUGUUAAAUCGGGAUAUCUGGAACAAUCAUGCUGUUAAAACAAUUAUAGAAACUCACUUUAUAUUCUGGCAGGUUUAUCAAGAUAGUGAAGAGGGGAGAAAGUACAGGCAGUUCUAUAAAGUCUUAGAUUGGCCUUACGUUGCGAUAUUGGAUCCACAGACAGGUGAAAAUAUGGUUAUCUGGAACAAACUCGAUGCUGUCUCAUUUUGCGAUAAAGUAUCAAGUUUCCUGUCCGAACACCCUUCCCCAAAUGGUACCUCUCCUAGUCCAGUUAAAUGCAAAGAACGCUCAAGUAGUAUCAUUGACCACAGUGAAGAUUCUCAGAUGGAAGCAGCAAUAAAGAUGUCACUAGUGCAAAAUGUAAGCCCAAAUAAGGACAUUCAUAUCAAAUCACAUGACUCUGAUAGCCAAUCAGAAUGCAGUGAUUUAGAGACCUUUACAGAUUCUGAUACAGAAGUGACUAACAGCCCAGUUAAGACUAAAAAACAGACAUCUUGCUCAAGAUCUCAACCAUCUUCCACUGUAACCAAGUCAUCACUAAAACACAAACCCACUACUGAAAAGGAAACAAUAAAUACCUCGAAAGACACUAACUCAGAAAUCAACCACCUGAAUGGAGAAGAUGGCGGGAAAAAGGAGACAUGGCGGGAAUACCUCGGAAAUGAAUCGGAUGAAAGUAGCAGUUUAGUGCUCAGAUUUCCGGAUAACCAUAAAGAGCAAUUAACUAUGCCGGCUACAUCUCAACUCAUGGCGCUGGUUCAGUACGUCAUACACAAAGGAUACUCAAAUGAAAAAUAUGAACUUGUAACAAACUUUCCACGAAGACGUUUAUCUUUACUCAAUUAUGACAUCACACUCAAAGAAGCCGGACUAUUUCCCCAAGAAGCUGUUUUUAUACAAGAAAGGUGAUACAGUGUAACACCCCUACGCUAGAAUGAACUUUCCCAAAAAUAUAUUGGAAGAGUCCAUCCAUAAUAAUCCGAGUAGUAUGAAGGGGUGGUAGGUGACUGUUUAAUGAAACAGCAAGUAUCAAAAUGGAAUCAGUUGAAAGUAGAAAUUUUGUCAAA
This is a messenger RNA of Owenia fusiformis, 1385 nucleotides long. The record is from the annotation of a GenBank genome assembly. Lineage: Eukaryota; Metazoa; Annelida; Polychaeta; Sabellida; Oweniidae.